ACCCCCCGUCCUCAGCCUUGAGCCCCCAGCCUUUGGGGUCCGGGUCCUCGGCCUUCGCACCCCCUCGCGUCCUCCGAGUCCUGCCCUCUGCCGGAGCGCCUCCGCCGGGUCCUCAGCCUUCGGCGACACCCUGUUUCGGCCCCGAGCACCCCGGCCUUCGGCGCCCCCCAAUCCCGCUCUGAGCCUCCCCCCGGCUCUCCCACGCCCCUUCCCCGCGCUGUCCCCGCCCGGCCCGUCCCCCGGCGUGAUGGCUUCUCCCGCCCCCUCGGGCCGGCGGGGUCUGGGAGUCCCCCGUGAAGGUACCGGAGAGGGGCGGCCGGGGCUCGGGCCGCAGGAGGAGGUCUGAGAGGCGAGACCCUCGGCUGUGACCCGGACCAGCUCCGCCUGGCCGAGUGAGCACGUGGGCGCUGGACCCGGUGGGGAUGGGGACCCCGGGGCGCUGGUCCCUCAGGGUCUGCUGGGCGCACCUGCGGCGCUUGGAGCCCAGGCGGGAGCGGGGCCCACUGAGGCCCCCCAGGUGUCCCCGCAGACUAGGCUGGCUUCUGCUGGGCAUGUUGCCCAGGCUUGUCUCAGCCUGCGGGGACGUGGGCGAGCGGGUCCCCGAGAGCCUGUGUCCGCGAAGGGCCAGCUGGGGCGACCCAGCUGAACAGGGGCCGCUGGAGAGGGUCUCCCAGGAGCGGCGCCACCUCCUCCUGCACCUGCGGCUCUGGCUGCGGGCUGGGGCGCUCCUGGUGAAGUUUCUCCCCCUCCUGCUACUCUACCCCCUCACCUACCUGGCUCCCGGCGUGGCCGCCCUCUGGCUCAGUCUGCUUCUGAAAGCCACGGAGACCUCAGGCCCCACCUACAUCAAGCUGGGCCAGUGGGCCAGCACGCGGCGGGACCUCUUCUCAGAGGCCUUCUGUACCGCCUUCUCCAGGCUGCACGUCCGCGUGAGGCCCCACCCGUGGGCGCACACCCGGAGCUCCCUCCAGCAGGCCUUCGGGGAAGCCUGGGGCCAGGUCCUCUGCUUCGAGAGCCUGGAGCCUGUGGGCUCGGGCUGCGUGGCCCAGGUGUACAAGGCCUGCGCCAAGGCUGCCUUCCUGGGGGAGGACAGCCUCCAGAACCUCCACACUGCCUCCAGCCUGAGGCCCUCUUCAGCGUCCUGGGCCCUCGGGUGGCUGGGAGAACUCUUUGGACCCUCUGGGAAGGGCUGGAAGCCUGAAGGAAGUCUUGCUGACCAGUCGUUUCUAGAAAGGCUGCUCCUCCCCAAAGCCGACCUGGUGGGGGUGGACGCAUCACCCUCUGCCCACCUGCCUGAGCCAAGUCACCUCAUCCCAGUGGCCGUCAAAGUGUUGCACCCUGGCCUGCUGGCCCAGGUGCAUAUGGACCUGCUGCUUAUGAAGAUGGGCAGCCGAGCCCUUGGACUUCUGCCAGGAAUCAAGUGGCUUAGCUUGCCUGAGGUUGUGGAGGAGUUUGAGAAGCUCAUGGUCCAACAGAUCGACCUGCGUUAUGAAGCUCGGAACCUGGAACACUUCCAGCGCAACUUCCAGAACGUGAGUGCUGUCAGGUUUCCCACGCCUCUGCGCCCGUUUGUCUCCAGGGACGUCUUGGUGGAGACGUAUGAGGAGAGCGUGCCUGUGGCCCGCUACCAGCAGGCGGGGGUUCCCCUGGAGCUGAAGAGGGAGAUAGCGCGGCUGGGGAUCCGCACGCUUCUGAAGAUGAUAUUUGUGGACAACUUUGUCCACGGGGACCUCCAUCCUGGGAACAUCCUGGUGCAAGGCGCCGAUGGUGUGGCCAGGGGCCAGGGGUCUUGGGCCCAGCAGGGGGACAUCUGCACCACUCAGGUGGGGGCUGCAGCCCCUGCCCCCUGGCCCCUGCGGCUGGUACUGCUGGACGCAGGCAUCGUGGCAGAGCUGCAGGCUGCCGACCUGAGCAACUUCCGGGCCGUCUUCCUGGCGGUACUGAUGGGGCAGGGCCAAAGAGUGGCCGAACUCAUCCUGCAUCAUGCCCGGGCCAGUGAGUGCAGGGACGUGGAGGCCUUCAAGGCUGAGAUGGCCACGCUGGUGAGCCAGGCCAGGAAGAACACCGUCACCCUGGAGAAGCUUCAAGUUUCCAGCCUUCUCUCCAGUGUCUUCAAGUUAUUGAUGACGCACCAGGUUGGUCCUCCUGGUGAUUCCCAGACCUGGUAUUUAGGUUGGAAAACGCUGCAGAAUCCUCUAGCCCCAUGAUUUCCAAUUCUUUUGAUUAUGUCUUAGAAGUACAGCCAGAAAGUUCCUUAGAAGCGAGGACGGUAAGACUUUGUCUCAUGUACUUUGGACAUGUUAUCUGGAGGGACCAGUCCCUGGACAAGGGCAUCAUGCUUUGUAAAGUAGAGGGUCAGUGAAAAAGAAGAAGACCUUCAACAAGAUGGAUUUACACAAUGGCUGCAACAAUGGGCUCAAGCAUAGCAACGAUUGUGAGGAUGGCACAGGACUGUGCAGUGUUUCAUUCUGUUGUACACAGGGUCGCUAUGAGCUGGAACCAGCUUGACGGUACCUAACAACAACAUAUGUUUCACUGGUUUUGCUUCUGUAGAAAACCCAGCCUAAGACAACGGUCCUUUCCAAGAUCUGUGUUCUCUCCUCCAAGAGGCUCACAACAGGAUCCUUAAAUUCUUCCUUUUUUAUUGUUUAUAAAGUCUUUAUGGCUUUGUUGUUCUGCAAACCUGGACAGCAGUAGUUCCCAAAUGUUAAUACAUGGACUGGUGGUAUCAGAAUCACCUGAUGAACCCAACCCCAGGCCAAGGAAUCUGCGUUUUAGCACAGGCUCCAGGUUAGUGAUCCUCUGAAUUCCUUGGUCCCUAGCCAACCCUGGCUUCUUGGCUUUUGUCUCUCUUAACCUUGGGACCCUUAAUAAUGCCUUCCAUUCAGUCCUGGAUGGACAAUAAGCUUCUCUAGACCCUACAAAUUCUUGGGGCCUCCUUUUCUGGGUUAUAGUUUCCCUAAGAAUCUCUAGGCUUGAGCAAUUACAAACUCAGUCUGCCAACCUCACACCUUAGAGAUCUCCUUUUGAAAUGAAUCUACUUGUUAAGUUCCACGUGUUUCACACUGAAGAUACCACAUAUGGGGAGACAUAUAGGGACAUGUAGGGAUUUGAACGUACGGAAUGUGAUCAAUACCCUUCCUCCUAUGCCAAGUUAUGAGACUUCAUGUGCCCUUUUGUCUGUAAUGGGAAACCUCUCCCACGUGAACCUAUGAUUGCUGAGCUCCAGGCCUUUCUGAACAGCUUACUGGUUGACACUGUGACUCUGUAGGACUCUCUCCCCUUCUCCUGCCCUCCUGAGUUCUAAGUAGUAUAUCAGUUAGAAGACUCCACUAUUUUCUGGAUGAAAGUUGACUUUCCAGUUGAUACGCAAUACAGAGAGUGGCUUUCUCUGGGCUGCCAGUCAAGAGUGAACCCUUUCUGGAGGAAUAAACAGGUGCACUAAGGUAUAGCGUCGGUGAGUUGGGAGGACAGGGACUUUCUGUCCACUCUGGGGAGCACUCUGCCUGAGCUGCACAGCUGCCGUGCUCUCAGCAAAGAAAAGCUAUGGUCCCAAGGCCACAGAAAGGCUCAGCUUAAAGAGAGCAGAGGACUUGAGAAUCUGAUGAUCUGGGCUUCAGACUGCAGCUCUGCCAAGUGCUUGUUGUUAGUUGAUGCCCAGUUGGCUCAUGCGACCCCGUUACAACAGAACAAACUAUUGCCCAGCUCUGCACCAUCUUCAUAAAUUGGUAGGCUCAAGCCCUCUGUGGCAGCCACUAUGUAUUCUGAGUGCCAUCCAACCUAGGGGGCUCAUCUUCCAGCACUAUUUGGACAAUGUUUUGUGUGAUCCAUAGGUUUUUUUUUUUUUACAAUAUUUAUUCUGUGCUAAGACAUGCCAGUUAACUCUAUAUAAAAAUAGAAUAUAAAUAUGUAUAUAUAUUGGGAUACACUUUUUCCCCAACUGCUUUCUUCCCCUAUUUGAUGACAACUCUUAAAAUUUUUUUUGUGUGGUUUGCCAAUCCACAAGUAGUUUCUGCUUGUACAAUCCAGUGAUGUUAAUUACUCUCAUUAUCUUUUUCUGAAUUAUCCCGCUAUGUGUCCCCCAAGAAAAGGUUCCCCUUUUGCCCUCUCCCCACCCCCGGUAACCACUAAUAAGCUGUGGUUUCUAUAUAGCCUAUUUCAUAUAAGCAAGGCCACUGUCUUUUUGUAACUAACUUACUUUGCUCAGAAUGAUGUUUUCAAGGUUUACCCAUGUUGUAGCACGUAUCAGUACUUAAUUUUUCUUUAUGGCUGAGUAAUACUCCGUUGGUAAUACACCACAUUUUGUUUAUCCAUUCAUUCAUCUGUUGAUGAACACUUAGGUUGUCUCCACUUUUUGGCCAUUGUGAAAAGUGCUGCAGUGAACACUGGUGUAGAGGUUUCUGUUUGUGCUCCUGCCUCACUUCUGAGUAUAUACCUAGGAUUGGGAUUGCUGGGUCAUAUGGUAGUUCCAUAUUCGACCUCUCAAGGAACCACCAAACUGUCUUCCAUUUUGCAUUCCCACGAGCAAUGGAUGGAUGAGAGUUCCAGUUUCUCCACAACUUCUUCAACACCUCUUUUCUCUCUUUUUUUUUUAUCAUUGCCUUUCUACUGGGGGUGAGGUGGUAUUUCACUGCAGCUAAUAAGUCAGAAUUGACUUGACAGCACACAACAAUGGCUAAUGAUGUUGAGCAUCUUGUCAUGUGCUUUUUGACCAUCUGAAUAUCCUCUUUAGAGAAAAAUCUGUACAAGUCCUUUGCUCAUUUUUUAAUUCUUUUUUUCAUCUCUUUGUUGUUGAGGUGUAGUAGUUGUUUUUAUAUAUUUUGGAUAUUAGACUCUUAUCAGGUGAGCAUUCGCAUGAAACACAAAUACCUUCAAUUCUUUGCCCAUUUAAAGAACUCUAUUCACAUACCUCUUCCCCAUAUUUCCUUGUUACCAAUUUUCCAAUCAUGUUCCUUCCAAGUCCCUGACCAUCCAGCCAAACCACUGGCCACAGCCCAUGAAUCAGUAUACAACCACACAUCUAGCCAUUUCUCCUUCCAAGCAAAGUGAACAACAGGUGCACUGCUCAAAGUUCUGCCCACUGGGAGGCUUCUCCUUCACUACUAUCCUUCAGGGAGGUCCCAGAAAGGGGCUGCUGGGCUGCUGCUGUCCACCUUCCAGUGGUGCCUGCAUAUAGUGCAGAACCAUCUGUAAGCCAGGCACGAGUUUUCUCCUCAGUCAGCUGAUCAUGAGGAAUCCCUCAUGAGGCCAUAGGUGUACACCAGGAGAGGGCAGGUAAUGUGACAGGAGUGGAGACCAUGGCAUUUGGGCCACUUUCUCAUGCAGCUUACCUGUGCCUUCAGGCCCUGCUUAAGCCCAAUCUCGUGUAUACCACUUCCACUUAACGAUGGAGUGCUGCUGUGCACAUCCGACUUUAUGGCUCUGUGGGUGAGACAACACCCAGUUCGUGAUGGGCAGCACAGGCUGCAUGGUGACUUGAUGGUUCAUGGUUAGGUGAUCGGUCUCUCCUAAGGCCCAGUAACAAGCCAAAAGCUGUUUCUCUACAAGGAUAGUAGCUAUCUGCAGAGGACAGCAGGGCUUUGCUCUCACAUCCUAAGGGUCUGUGCUUGAUUGACCAAGAGGGGACUGCCACAGACUUGAAACAGCAUCUCUCUCUGGCACUUCCACUUUAAGAUCAUAUGGCCCAAGUAGCAAA
Loxodonta africana (African savanna elephant) is the source of this 5695-nucleotide messenger RNA. RefSeq names its product aarF domain containing kinase 2 (gene ADCK2). Gene Ontology annotation, cellular component: mitochondrion. The coding region runs from base 423 to 2207 and encodes 594 amino acids. The transcript is spliced from 8 exons. NCBI's taxonomy places the organism in Eukaryota, Metazoa, Chordata, Mammalia, Proboscidea, Elephantidae. The record is from RefSeq and is a predicted model, not a curated record.